This is a messenger RNA of Hemibagrus wyckioides, 767 nucleotides long. It is a transcript of the gene lg26h19orf53, whose product is annotated as linkage group 26 C19orf53 homolog. The record is from RefSeq and is a predicted model, not a curated record. NCBI's taxonomy places the organism in Eukaryota, Metazoa, Chordata, Actinopteri, Siluriformes, Bagridae. The transcript is spliced from 3 exons. Bases 69 to 368 code for a protein of 99 amino acids.
ACACGCUGUCUAUCUGCACUACGCAGUACAGAAGUAGGCAGGGUUCAGCUGCGGGCAGUGGAGGAGCGAUGGCGCAGGGGAAGCACAAAUUUAAAGCUCAGCGACCUGGUGGGGCUAAAAAACAACAAAACAAACCGAAAGGACCGAAGAGAGGAGGUCGGAUCAUCGCUCCGAAAAAAGCAACCGUGGUUCAACAGCAGAAGCUAAAAAAGGGUCUGGAGGUGGCCAUCAGGAAUAAGAUUGAACAGGAGGUGACUCAGAAAGCCAGCACCUCCUUACACAAGAGACUGAGUGUCCUGAAGACCCCUCAGGGAAAAGGAGGAGCAGCAGGAAGCACCAAAACCUCCAGCGCAGGACCCUCCAAAUAAAUCUGAAUCCCACAUGUGACUCUGUUUAUCACCACUAGGUGGAGACAGACUCUACAUCAUGACUAGAGCACAUCUAGUGUAGAAGACAGCUUGUAUCAGGUUUUACAGUGAAUGAUGAAUAUUUCAGUCAUGUGCAGUUGCUGACCACAGUACUGUUAAUGUGGAGAGAAGUGUGUAGACAGGAUUGUAUAUAUUGUGUAGUCAGAAGGAUAAAAACUAUUGCAGGUCUUUAUGUUGCUUUUUUAUAGUACAGUGUGUCUUUAGGAUAAACUUUAACUGGAGAAAAUUUCAGUUUUGCUGUCAGUUUAUAUACCGAUAUACAAACUUUAAAGAACAAUGAUCUAAUAAAUAGAGAGAGGGAGUGGGAGAGAAAUAAAUAAAUAACAGACAUUAACUGUU